This is a messenger RNA of Dichomitus squalens LYAD-421 SS1, 1428 nucleotides long. RefSeq lists its product as uncharacterized. The record is from RefSeq and is a predicted model, not a curated record. Lineage: Eukaryota; Fungi; Basidiomycota; Agaricomycetes; Polyporales; Polyporaceae. The transcript has 2 exons. The coding region runs from base 1 to 1428 and encodes 475 amino acids.
AUGCAAGAGUUCCUCAAUAUUUUAGGGCGCACCGCCCAGCUUGGGGCGUAUAUAGCUGAGGCCCCCGACCAGGAAUGGUCUCCGCGUAGGGCGUUGUCUUACGUGGCGGAGAACCUCGAGAUGGAGGGCGUACACACCCUGGCGACGUGGCUUCAUAACCACGCGCUGGAUCCAGAGGCAAAGGUCGCGGACGAGUCACCGUCCCGACUAAAUACAGCCUACGAAACGGCGACCGAGCAACUGCAGGAGUUGCCGGACAUGGGCCUCGGAUUGAUACAGGAUGGGGAAACUGUUCAACCGAACAGUAACCCUGCCCCUGAAUUUCAUCAACGGUUAGAGGCCGCACUGGCUCGUACUCGAGACCAGCGCGAGCAGAACGCGGGCAUCGCGGGUCAAUCGAACCGCGUUGCGUCUCGUCCCGGAAGUUGGGAGUCGCCUAUGACCCUCGCCUCGAGGACACCACCGUCGUAUCCCCCAGGAUACGGACCUCGAACCACCCGAUCGCCCGCGCCGAAUCCGCCGAACCAACAGUCGGCCGCGACGAUUAGGGUCACCAACGUGGCGGUCCAGCCAGAACGUCGCCGGAGCGUCCACUUUGGACAGGAUAACGCCCACCGCGCGCCGACGAGAUCAUCGCCGUUAGCGGCCUACCCUCCCUACGUCGCACUCAGCGUGUUGGCACCGCCCACUCACGUUCAUUCGAAUAUGGGCUCGAUAAGUGGGCAUCGCAACUGGCCUAGUGCACCACAGGUGCAUCCAGCCGCUUCGGCCGCCCCGUACGUAGGAGCGACGUCCACCAUUGGUGGGUAUCAGCUGCCUCUACUGGGUGCGCCGAGCCAGGUAGCGGCGAGCCCUGACCACACCAAUCUCCGAGACAGUCUCGGGAUCAGCAUGAUCCUGAGCAUAUUCGACAAGUGUCUGGGUGAAGACCCCGACGAACCACUACCGCCGUACCUCAAGCAGAUCAAACUGAAGGCACCCGACCCUUUCGAUGGAAAGGACGACAACGAUGCCUUCAACGUCUGGCUGGAGAAUCUCUUGUCCUAUCUGGACACCCUCAGACUGAGGGGACAGGACUUGGAUAUUCAGAGAAUAUCCUUCACCCGUCAGUGCUUGACGGGUGAAGCGGCAGUCUGGUAUCAGCAGACGGUUACGUCGCCGAUACGGCCAGUAGAUAGGCCCAUGUCACACCUCGAGUCCAUCAUAGGACUAUACCGCCGUUUCAUCCUAACGGAUCAGUUCGCUGUAGCAGCGCGCGAGUUUGCGAGCGUUCAAUUCGAACCUCACAAGGGCGGGGUAUCGAGGCUGUAUGACCGACUGGUCUAUUACGCGGAACAAAUGUUCCAGCCGCUGACUCAACAGGACAUCAAGGAGCGGUUUGUAGCAGCGCUACCCGCUUCCAUUGAGCACGAGCUGACUAUCAGCUGA